Penicillium canariense is the source of this 342-nucleotide messenger RNA. RefSeq names its product Spo12 family protein. NCBI's taxonomy places the organism in Eukaryota, Fungi, Ascomycota, Eurotiomycetes, Eurotiales, Aspergillaceae. Bases 1 to 342 code for a protein of 113 amino acids. The transcript has 3 exons. The record is from RefSeq and is a predicted model, not a curated record.
AUGGACGCAUCCACAACACAAGUGCAGCCCCUCGCGGACCGCCCGACCAACACGCACCUCGCCAACGCCGCCUCGGGCGAUCCGUCGGACCUGAAGGCGGAUCUCUCAUCGAUGGAGCAUCACCGCCAGAUGAUGCAGGGGAAGCUGGACAGCGGCGAGAAGCAACCCACUGCUUACGUCUCUCCGUCGGACGAUAUCAUGAGCCCGUGCACAAAGAAGCUGAGUGACAUCAAGGGCAAGCGGUUUAAGAAUGCCGGCAAGCCUCAGUCGUUGUUCGCAAAGCUCGGCAAGAAGAGCUACGAGCAAUCAUCCUCUGCUGGGCACAACCAGGCGACUGAAUAA